Rodentolepis nana is the source of this 2763-nucleotide messenger RNA. The record is from the annotation of a GenBank genome assembly. Lineage: Eukaryota; Metazoa; Platyhelminthes; Cestoda; Cyclophyllidea; Hymenolepididae.
GAUAAAAAAUUGUCAAUAAUCCUUAAAGAACGCAACUUAAAUGCUCUACAUGACAUUAUUGAGUCACAUUGUUCUCCUGACUCCCAGAAUAUUCUUGAUAUCCUAUCUUGGCUUCUAAGACAGUUGGCCGAUUCGUCUGCCGAGCAUCCUCCCGGUUUUGGAGAUUUCGCAAAAUCGCACAUCCAGAGUCUUUCGCAAUAUGUAACCUCGAAGGAGUUUCUAGUGAUUACUCUAGGGGAAUUAGAAGGCCGCGGAUCUAUGCAUCUUCUUUCAUUUUCUAUGAGCUUUAUUGAGUCAUGUGCUCUUUCAAUCGGACUAAGUAGUACUGCAGACAUACAAAGCUUAUUUAAUGUUAUACGCAGGAAUAUGCAUCAAAUUUUAUUAAACACUCACAGCUCGCGUUUUUUCAAAUGUGGUGGUGUUUUCACCACGUUUCUCAAGGAUUUUGGAAAGAUGCUUGUGUCUCUGUUUUCUCAAGAUUUGGACAAUAUAUGCCUCGAAACCUAUGCUGAUGACGUACUGUAUUAUUUUGCUGAACCACUUCAGUUCUUGGAUUUUAAUGCUGAUAACAUACCUAUUUUCGAAUCAUUCCUUUCAGUUUUGGGGAUAGUUAUUCCAUCCUUAUAUUCCGCCUGCUAUAAACCCUACCAUUUAUCUUAUAUAUCCACAGAUACUUAUUCUCAUCCUUUUGAGUUUGCUGAUAACUAUACAGCUCUUCUCUUUGUUUGGAACUUAUGUCUUUCUAAUAAGGCCCUUCAUUCAUUUCUUCCAUGUGUUUUUACAAAAUUGUACAAAUACGAAGUGCUUGUAUAUAUGUGUAUUCCGCUUGUGGAAAAGUUGACUAACAAACUUGCUCAGGACAAUUCUCUUUCUCCAAUUGAAACUAAACAGUUAAUACGGGUUCAGAAAGGUUUAAUGAGCAACUCUUCGGAUCUAAAGGAGUGUUUUCCCUCCUUGUGGUGGCGACAACGGGUAGUUUUUCUUAUCAAGAACUUGGAAUCCUUCUGUAAACACCCUAUUAUGGGUAUAAAAAUUCCUAGUGAAAUUGUUAACUGUAUUUCCACAAUUGAGUCUCUUCUUUCUACCGCGACAAUUACAGCUCGCUGCCAACUCUACGCUGAAAUUUUCGAUCAAUCAUCUAAACCUUUUCAUAGUGGUUUUCGAUCUCAUAUGAUUGUCAACUUCAAGAACUUUCUUCACUCUAAUCUGAUCUCCUGGAAGGAGGAUAAGGUUUCGAAAGAGGAGAAAUUAGGAGAAACCUGCGUUGUUCUACCGUAUUACCCUGUUUAUCUGCGCCAAAUAUUUGACCUGAUCUUCAUAUACCCACUUCCUGAUUGUAACGAGAUUUUUAUACAUCAUUUUGGCUGGUUGAACGCAGCUCUAAAUUUCGCUUUUUAUAUAAUCUCACGCUACAAUGGGGUAAAUAAUGGAAACUUCGACGAGCAAUUGAGAAUCAUAAUGCAUGAUGUUGUUCUAGCACUCAGCAGGCCUAGUGAUAAUGGAAGGAGUACUCUGGAAACCAAAUUCCUCGAACCUCUUUAUGAAGCUAUUAUUACAACUUCAAACAAGUAUAAACGAGCAGUGUCAGAAUAUGAGAGCAAUCCGGAUCCAUCCAUGAUUGCACCUAAUGCGCCGUCGCUAUCAAAGAUGAUAGUGUCUGGGUUUCAACGGUGGGUACACAAAAAACUUAUAUUAUUAAUCCUAUUUGUGAAUGAUUGCGGGAAUUUAACGAAUUUCCUCUUUAGGUGCCUCACUUAUGCCUUCACCUUAUCGAGGACGCAUCGAAGAGUUAUCUCAGUAACUCAACGUCGACUCCUUUCUAGUUCUUCGAUUUCUUUUUCAGUCUUUGCGCCUGCUAGAAUGAUACGCAAUCCAAUCAACAGAAUGGCCUUUUCCACUUCUGGCUCAAGUACAGUUGAUGGAUCAACAUCCAUCCCCUACUCAUCCCACAAUAGAGCAGAAAGCGACUCAGACAGUGAUUGCAAUUCAUCCUUCAGGGAAGACGAGGCCGCUUUGGAGCAGAUGUGUGAACGAGCUAUGGAGGCUGCGAUCCCCCACGUACGCACCCUCGGUUGGUCCCGGAGUGCUCUUGAAGCGGCUUGCAUUGACCUCAAUCUUCCUCCCGGUCUCCACACUGUCGCCCUUCCUAGAGGACCUAUAGAUCUAGUUCUCUACUUCUAUGAGUCGAGAAAUCAUCGACUCGCUGAUGUUCUUGCCAAGUGGAGAAAGGAGGAGCCAGGUGCUGAUGGACAGUUGUACAAAGUCGCCAAGCCUAAUAGUUUCGGCUUUGAAGCCCCUCCUCCCUUCAAGACCCAGCAGGAGACCGAUGCUUUCCUCCAUCGUGCUAUUGAGUAUCGACUCCGUGCUAAUGAUGAAGUGCAACCCCAGUGGCGACAAGCUAUGGGCAUUCUCUCCCUUCCUCAAAAUAUUCCCGCUGCUAUUGGCCUCGAGGCUCAACUGGUUGAUGAAAUCUGGGCUCAAGCAGGUGAUCGCUCAGUUGACGUAAGCCAAAAAUCUGUUAUUUCUGCCUAUAUAUCCCUUGAAAUUAUGCUGAUUACUUGCUGUCGAAUAAUGAACUGGUACGCCAAGCGUUUGGGUCUAGCUUAUGUUUACAAGCUUACUGAACUCUUCUACAUUCAAGACACCUCUGCGGAUCACAAGGAGACCUGGAAAUUCCUUGAUCGUCGCAUCAGCGACCUCCGUUCUAUGAAGAAAGCCAAGGUGAGUCUACCUUCUACAAAUGUAGGCAUCAGUGAAUUAUAA